Messenger RNA from Salvia miltiorrhiza (redroot sage), 807 nucleotides. RefSeq names its product receptor like protein 22-like. The transcript is spliced from 2 exons. Lineage: Eukaryota; Viridiplantae; Streptophyta; Magnoliopsida; Lamiales; Lamiaceae. Bases 1 to 807 code for a protein of 268 amino acids. The record is from RefSeq and is a predicted model, not a curated record. Gene Ontology annotation, molecular function: protein binding.
AUGGAAGCUCUUCCUAAUCUUCAAGUACUUAUAUUGAAGUCCAACAAGUUUGAUGGUAACAUGUCGUUGGCUUCACGAAGCAACCUUCCAUUUCAAAAGUUGCAAGUUUUAGAUAUAUCUGACAAUGAAUUUGUGGGGUCUCUCCCUCAAACAUAUUUCAAGAACUUUAGAGCAAUGAUGGAUGUGAAGGAAAAUAAGACAGAUCUAAUUACAAGUAUUGAUUAUUUUCUAAGGUAUGUGGAGAUGAGAAUCACCUUGAAAGGCUUGGAUCAGUUAUUGAAGAGAUUGUUGGAAGACUUUACAAUCAUUGACUUAUCCUCCAAUAAAUUCUCUGGGACUAUUCCACGUUUCAUAGGUAAUCUUAAUUCUUUGAGAUACUUGAAUUUGUCGCACAAUAAUCUCAUGGGACACAUACCUGCAUCUCUUGGAAAUAUAAGUGUGCUUGAAUCAUUGGACUUGUCAUCGAACAAAUUGGAUGGAAGAAUUCCAAGUGAAUUGACGAGAUUGUGUGGAGUUCCGUUGACGAGAAAAUGCAACGAGGAGAAUGGGCAGCAGAUGCGGCCAAAAGAAGAAGAUGACAAAGAUGAUGAGUAUGGAUUUAUAGAUGGAUUUGGAUGGAGAAGUGUGGUGAUGGGAUAUGGAAGUGGAAUCAUAGUUGGAAUUGGAAUUGGUUGUUGGAUUAUUCGAUUUGGAAGGCCAAGAUGGUUGGUGGAAUUCUUUUUUGGCGUCGGAUAUACAUACAAGAAGAAGAAGAAGAAGAAGAAGAAGACAAGGAAGAGAGCUACUCCAACACAGAGGAGAAGUUGA